Habropoda laboriosa is the source of this 5285-nucleotide messenger RNA. RefSeq lists its product as uncharacterized. NCBI's taxonomy places the organism in Eukaryota, Metazoa, Arthropoda, Insecta, Hymenoptera, Apidae. Gene Ontology annotation, molecular function: ubiquitin binding; ubiquitin-protein transferase activity. The record is from RefSeq and is a predicted model, not a curated record. Gene Ontology annotation, cellular component: LUBAC complex. The transcript has 9 exons. Bases 525 to 4949 code for a protein of 1474 amino acids. Gene Ontology annotation, biological process: protein linear polyubiquitination; proteasome-mediated ubiquitin-dependent protein catabolic process.
GUUUCUCUCGCGGAGAUUCGUCAGUCGAUUUACCGUUCCGCGAUACAUUCUUCGCACGUACACGCCGGGGAAACGCGUAACUCGAUCGGAACACGAUGUUCCGCGGAAGUUUGCGCCUGUACCCGGCAACCAUCGUUGUCUACUGAAUUCUAUCCCGUUCCUCCCUCCCGCCGCCGCUUUGUUGUCGUCAUCGUCAUCGUCGUAUUCGUCGAAACGUCGCGAAACUAUAAUUACCAACGAAUAGACAGCGGAACUAAAGGAGGAGAGACACAUACAGGUUGGUUUAACAGGAGGUGAAGAAGAAGAUUGUUAGAGUAGUUAGUAGCGGGGCCCGGAUGCACGGUGAAAUACCGUGUGAGAUUCUUCCAAGGUUCCACGAGUUCUUCACUUUCUCUACCUAUACGACGAACUGGAAGGAAGUUAAAAGCACGAUUCGAGUGAGAAUCUAAAUAAAGAACUAUGCAGAGACGUGGAUGAGCAGUGGGGCGGAGCUGGCUGCCGCGGGGAAUAUGUGGUGAGUAAGAAUGGUACAGCGAGCCGCAUGCAGCAUCGAGGCGAACACAUUCCCCAAUGGCGUACGGAUCAGCGACCGGGAAGGAAGAACGUCGGACGUUGUCGCGACGGAAACGUCCGUAGACCAUCUAGGACGCGGGAACGCGAGAUUUUCAUUGUUCAAGUGGUUCAAACGUGGCUCCGGUAAUCGGGAAUCUACGGUGGAUAAACGUCGGAAAACGAACAACGACAAGUACAGAGAGAACGAUGACGAACGUCAGAAGAGUGUCUCGUCGAGCGUGGAAAGUGUAGACACGGUUUACAGUACAACUACCGUGCGUAGUUUCGCCUUUCACACUGGCACCCUGGGCAGAUGCAAUGGAUUGUCGCUAGACAUCCUCGAACAAGCAGCCGAAGUUGGCCCGUUCGCGGCUGGAGCCUCGAAAGUUACAGUUGGCAACAAAGAGAACGAAUUGGCGGAUGUUGCCUCUACUCUACCAACGAACGCGCACUCCUACAGACGAGACAUAACCGCUAGAUACUCGUUACAACCUACCGCUACGUUCAACUCCUGCGGAAAUCUUCCGCUGCCCGACCGAAGGAUAUUAGAAUCGUUGAAGAGAUUGGACGAUCGAAAGGCGCAUUACAACGUGAACUCGACGCGCAGGAGGGUGCACGUGAAGGGUAAGAGAAAAGCGCCGAAUCCUCCAGUGACGUCGAGUAAAAUAUCGGAGGUAGAUGCACGCGAAACACCGAGGCACAGUUGCAGGCGUAAGCGACCCGCGCCUAAACCGCCGGAGAAGAACACAGAGAGUAGUUCGUCCGCGAAAAAGUGCGAGACUCCGGUUACCGCAGAUGGCGGAAUGGACGUAGAAACGCGGACGGAUUCCGAGGACGUGCAGACUCUCAGCAACGACACGCUUGUACUUCAGGGCGGUGUUCUGCUGCCGAAAAGGGAGAUUAAACAGAAGUCGAGGGAGACGAGUGUCGGUUCGUCUGACAUCGCCGUUCUGCCGGAUAGCACUAGCACGGCCGGUAACGUGGCCACGCUGAGCACAGCCAUGCCACGACCUUGGUACAAACGAAGCGUCUUCGAACAUUCUCGGGAUUCCGGGCCGUCCAGGCGUGGCGAUGUUCUCCGAGGGCCUGCAACGUCGACCAUCGAAAUAAAAGAAGAAUGCGCCGCGACGAACACGGCCGCCUCUUCCGCCAGCUACUCCAUGGACGCCUCUUUGUCCAGGCUGAGCUUUUUCCAUCGCGGAGGACAGUCGGAGGAUAGAAAGAGGGAGGCUAAACGAAAGUCCGGCCUGUCGAUCUUGACGAACAUCAGCGAGCUCGACAAGGAAGCCGCGGCUAUCGUUCAAGAGGAACAAGCUAGAGCCAGAGCCUCGAUGCUCCUCAAAUCAUCGAGAUACGUGGACGCUUUCGAGAAGAGGAGCGAGAUGAACGAAGAACUGGUACAGGACAUCGUGACGUCGGCGAUGGAAAGUUCGUCGCCCAGACGAGGCACGCGAGCGCUCAUCUCCAAGUUCAACGCCAUCAGCAACAUCACCAAGGUCACGGUGAACGCCAACUUCUUCGCGAGGAACGCCAGGGAUCAGCAACCUACGAAAUUCGAGAGGGACGUGGUGAGAAACGCGAGACCCUUCGAGCAUCCUAACGAAUGGAAGGAGCAUCCGAGAUUUCCGGUUCAGUCUAAUUCUGGACAAGCCGGCAACAUCGACAAGGAUAUUUCCAGAUACUUUCCUCCUCAGCCGAAGGCUAAUAGGAACAAGUUAGAGAACACCGAGAUGGGUGCGAAAAUUUGUGGAACCAAGAUAACCAAGGAACAGAACGAUAGAUUGGCGAGUGAAACUUCGAACAGAAUAUCUUUCUUACAGAGUCAAUUAGUUGCUAAUCGGAUGAACGACAAGACUCCUCAGAGGGACAGUGCAACAUCUCUGAUAGAGGAAAAAAUGAAACCGAGACAGGAAGUUGCUAACGAGAGGAAAGAAAGGGAGACAAAGGCGGGCAACGAAGAUCCACGGGGAUACAAGUUUGGGGACGCGAAGGAACGCAGAGCGUCGAAUAUCUUCGAGGAGCCGAGAAAACUAGACAAGCAACAAUUCGAGGGUGUGCAGAAGGAGUUCUCGGACAUAUUCGACGAGAUCGACAAGCAGCUACGUAUGAAGGAGCUGAAGCUGAUCGAUCGUCGAGGAGGCCGCACCGGGAGGAGCACGCCAGCCACUAAUCAGAGAGGUAAAGUUCACGAGGAGGAAGCUGGAAUAUCAAGUAAGGUGACUAAAGUGCUCGAUAUCCUGGUGGAGGCGGAGAAAGACGCGAAGACAAAGAACGUGGCACAGUUGGAAAAGUCGAUACCCGUCGAGGAGGCUUCACGUUCCAACGAUCGAAACGCGAACGCGAAAUCAUCGAGCAAGACCAGAUCGCCGUUAUUGAACACCGUCGAGGAUCCAAUCACAACGGAUUUAAAGGAGAUGUUGAAGGAAAUGAAACACUCGUUACCAAAGCGCUCCAAGCCUGGCAAGAUUGUGACACGUAACACCGACGUGACAGAGAAACCGGCAACGGAGAAGGAAACAACCGGCGCGCCGACGAGCAAGACUACGUAUUUCGUUUCCGCGGUGACGAAAGUCGAGAAUAUCGCGCUGCAGAACGACUACGAGCUGGACAAACAGAAGGUGUCGUGUUCGGUGCAGACCAGUGGAAAUAUACGGAGAUUGAAUCAACCCUCCACGUCCGCGGAGCAACCGUCUACGUCUGGAUGGAAGCAGGAGAACGUUCUUUACAAAACGUCCGGAAAGAAUCUGGGUGGUAGCGGAUUGGUGAAGAACACGUUCCAAUUGAUACGACCGCGAGACUUUGCCGAAAUCGAAGCGACGAAAACGACUAAGACUGCACACCGCGAGAACACUUACGCUAACGUGAUCGAGCAAUCGAUCUACGCAAACGCUCAUGUUCCUCCUUCGCCUAAGCAACGUAGCGCUAAUUCACCGAGGAAUAACGUGAGAAAUAUUAGCAACGAAAAACCUAGUACACCGCCGAGAAUCGAGAAGAAGUUGCCUGUGAACGAAGACACGUUCGAGGGUAGCGAAGAAGAUGACAAUUCAACGGAGAAGAACAUGAACACACUGGCCAUAAACCGAUUACUCAGAAAGUUAGAAGCGGCAAUUGCAUCUGGUCACCAUCAACAAGCAGCGGGUUUGGCAAAGGAGCUAGCACGGCUUAAGAUCCAUUGUUCCGUGAUUCGACAACGAUCAGCUCGUCUCAAAGAUCAGUUGAUUAAAGUCAAUAUGUACAUUGAGGACAAGCUUGCUCACCAGGGACCGAUACCACUUCAGCUGCCGAGUAGGAUGACGGUGGCUGAGCUGAAGACGAAGAUACACACGGAAUUCGAGAUACCGACGAACGUGCAACGGUGGAUCAUUGGGAAGAAUUUGGCGGAUCGCGACGAGGUGACACUCAACGAAUUACAGGCUGUCGACGGAUCUCCUGUAUUUUUGUAUCUCGUUGCACCAGAAUUAAGGCCUGAAAGUGUGAUACGAGUGGAGAAAACUAACGAGACAGAGGAAGUGGCAAAUGUGAUAAACGAUGAUACGAGUGCGCCGACGGAAGUACUGCAGAUCGUUGAGGAGAAUCGUGAAGUAGUCGAAGGACCUCAGGAGACAGAGGAGAGGAACACACCAGAGGAGGUGAAAAUGGACAGGUACGAGGAAUUAAUUUCUCUGGAAAAUUGCGACGUUAUACCUAACUCCGAGCCGAUUGAAUGUCCCGUAUGCUUCGUUACAUACGGUCCUCGCGAAGGGGUGAUUUUAAGAGAUUGCUUACACAUGUUUUGCAGAUCAUGUAUUGCUAAUACCAUUCGAUACUGCGAAGAAGCCGAAGUGAAAUGUCCUUACAGAGACUCAGAGUACACCUGCGAGUCGACCCUCCAAGAACGUGAAAUUAAAGCACUCGUCGAACCAGAGAUUUACCAGCAACAUUUGGCUAAAUCGAUCGCUCAAGCGGAGAACAACGCAGGGAACAAUGCGUUUCACUGCAAAACUCCAGACUGCCCUGGAUGGUGCAUUUACGACGACGACGUAAACAACUUCCUUUGUCCUGUGUGCGGUGCAAACAAUUGUCUCACUUGUCAGGCUAUACAUGCUGGGAAAAAUUGCAAACAGUACCAGCAAGAAUUGAGAUUUUCCAAGGAAACCGAUCAAGAGUCGAGAAGAACAGCUGAAAUGCUGGAAGAUAUGGUGGACAGAGGCGAGGCACUCGCCUGUCCAACUUGUGCAGUUGUACUAAUGAAAAAAUGGGGUUGCGAUUGGUUGCGCUGCUCGAUGUGCAAGACUGAAAUAUGUUGGGUAACGAGAGGCCCACGUUGGGGUCCAGGAGGAAAGGGGGACACAUCCGGAGGCUGUAGAUGCGGUGAAAAUGGAGUCAAGUGUCAUCCUCGUUGCAAUUACUGUCACUGAGAACCAUCGUAAGAUACAAUUACCGCUGACUACGUACGACCAACGAGUGUGCUCGCACAAUGGGAAGAAAAGAAGGAAAGAAAAAAAGAGAGAAGAAAAGAAGAGAACGUGGCUGCACCCAAAAAUAUUUUUAUACCUUUAUCAAUGUUCCCGUGUAAGGGAAGAUAAACCGCUAGUCAAAGCGUGACACACAGCUUGAUAUCUAUUUAAUAACGAGUUUGUUAACCGAUAAAGCUGAUACUGAUAAGUUACAUACGUAUACGUUAAAUACGCUGUGCUUGCUCAACGAUUAACCUUAUCGCGGAACCGUCCUUCGUGGAAUUGGAUGCAAUUAUU